Molecule: messenger RNA, 2289 nt
Organism: Pseudozyma flocculosa PF-1
Lineage: Eukaryota; Fungi; Basidiomycota; Ustilaginomycetes; Ustilaginales; Ustilaginaceae
Exons: 1
Coding region: 1-2289 (762 amino acids)
Biological process (GO): transmembrane transport
Molecular function (GO): transmembrane transporter activity
Source: RefSeq, a predicted model, not a curated record
AUGGCUUCGCUCGUUCCCCUUCCGAGGCCAGCACACCUUCGCCACCAGUCGGCCGCCCACUCGUCGCACUCGCACUCGCACGACCCAAAUGACGACCCGUCGCAGCACCCGCCCCUGGUAUCGCCUCUUCUCCAGCCGCUCAGCCCGGACGAGGUCGCGACCAUCACGCUCGUUGGCGCCGAGGACUCGCGCCACUGGUCGCCCGCCCGCAAGUGGCUCACGACUUCCGUCAUCUCGCUCAUGGGCUUCGUCUCCCCGCUCGGCUCAUCGAUCCUCGUCCCCGGCAGCAAGUACCUCGACUUCGACUUUGACCUGGCCUCGCGCGUCGUCGCCAUCCUCCCCGUGUCCUUCUUCGUCCUCGGCCUCGGCGUGGGCCCUUUUAUCCUGGCGCCCAUCUCCGAGCUCAAGGGCCGCCUGCCAGUCUACACCAGCACGAGCUUGCUCUUCAUUAUUUUCAACCUCGCAUCCUCCUUCAGCCAGACCUACGUCACCCUCAACAUCCUGCGCUUCCUGGCGGGCGCGGCGGGCAGUGCUGGCCCAAGUCUGGGUGCUGGCAGCAUCGGCGACAUGUUUGAGCCCCGCGAGCGCGGCCGUGCCCAGGCCAUCUACGGUCUCGGCCCGCUGCUCGGGCCCGUGCUGGGCAACGUCAUCGGCGGCUUCAUCGCCCAGGGCGACCGCGACUGGCGCUGGCUCCUCUUCACGCUGACCAUCAUGUCGCUCGGCGUGUUUGUCGCCAUCGUCCUGUUCCUCAAGGAGACCUACGCGCCCAUCCUGCUGCGCAAGAAGCGCGAGAGAGCCAUCGCCGACCGUCUCGAGCUCAUCCGGCAACAGCAGCAGCAGCAGCAGCAGCAGCGAUCGACGACGCACGUGCAGCAAGCGGAGCCACCUCGGAGGCCAUCGCCGUCCCAGCGGCUGGUACAGUGGGCCAAGAGGCUCUACCCGAGCGCCGAGGCCAAGGCCAAGAUCAAGCAGGCCCAGUCGCGUCCCUUCCGGCUGCUCUUCACCAACCCCAUCUGUGCCAUCUUCUCCCUCUACCUCGGCUUCUGCUACGGCAUCGUCUUUCUCUUUCUGACGCAGCACCCGCUCCUCUUCCAAGAACGCGACGCUGACGAAGACCUGCCCACCGAUGCCGAGCUACCCACCUACAGCUGGACGCUCGGCGUCUCGGGCCUGUCCUACCUCGGGCUCGGUCUGGGAUUCCUGGCCAGCGCCCUGACCAACGUGCUGGUGCAGGACAACCUCUACCGGCGGCUGGUCCAGACCGACGGCAAGAUCUGCAAGCUGCUGCUCAAGGACGCCGACGAGAUUGAGCGGAUCAUGGCGGCGCGAAAGGGGCAGCAGCAGCAGCACCAGCUCGACGACCAGCAAGGGCAAGGGCAGCACCCGUCCAAGGACGUCGAUCUCGAAAAGCAGAAGAGCAUCGAGCCGGUCGCACCCGGCCCUGACAGCCACACUGCCGCCCCCGCCCCCGCCGUCGUGACGGAAAAGACGGUCACGGGCACGGCCACUGGCACGGGCGACGCCACGCCAGCCGAGUCCUGCGGCAGCGAUGGCGGCGGCGACCGCGACCGCAACGACGACGGCGACGACGACGACGGAGCGGACGACGAGGAUGCGGUCAGGCCGAUGCCGAAGCAGGACGAAAACGACCCCGCAGCCACGGUGGCGUCAUGGGGCGUGGUCCCGGAUCCGGCGGCCACAUCCAGCAAGCUAACGCCGACCGUCUCGGCCGAGGGCGACGACGCCAUCAAGGCCAAGGCGACCGGCACGGCAGACAAAACGGGUCCGGCAUCAGCAGCAGCAGCAGCGACGGUGGCGGCGACAGGACCGCCUGGGUCCCUCGCGACCGCUGCCGCCGCCACAUCCUCGCCGACACCGAAAAAGGGCCGGCCCGAGUACCGCCUGCCGCUGUGCUUUGUCGGGAUGCUCAUCCUGCCCUGCGGCCUGUUUUGCUUUGGCUGGUCGGCCGAGAGCGAGGCGCACUGGCUGGUGCCGCUGCUCGGCAGCUUCCUGGUCGGCUACGCCACGAUCCUGUGCUUCCAGACGAUCCUCGUGUACCUGGUCGACGCCUUUGUGCCCUACUCGGCGUCGGCCACGGCGUGCGCGGUGCUGGUGCGCAGCCUCCUCGCCGCCAUCUUCCCGCUGCUGGGCGAGGUGAUGCUCGAGGGCAUCGGCUACGGCUGGACGUCGUCGCUCCUCGCCUUUGUGGCGCUGGCGGGCGCGCCCGUGCCCGUGGUGCUGUUCCGGUACGGCGAGAGGAUCCGCACGCGGCACAAGUUCGCCGGCUAG